Messenger RNA from Aspergillus niger, 759 nucleotides. RefSeq lists its product as uncharacterized. Gene Ontology annotation, molecular function: glutathione disulfide oxidoreductase activity. The transcript has 3 exons. The record is from RefSeq and is a predicted model, not a curated record. The coding region runs from base 1 to 759 and encodes 252 amino acids. Gene Ontology annotation, cellular component: Golgi lumen; cytoplasm; fungal-type vacuole. Lineage: Eukaryota; Fungi; Ascomycota; Eurotiomycetes; Eurotiales; Aspergillaceae. Gene Ontology annotation, biological process: cellular response to oxidative stress.
AUGCUUUCGCAGCGGCGCAUUCGGCUUUUGGCCAUCGCCGUGGUGGUCAUAAUCAUCAUGACUUUCUACUAUUCGAGUGAAGCCCGGAGUGUUCAGAAUCAGCAAUUCUACCGAUCAACCGUGGCGGCGAUGGAGGCUCAAAAGCAGGCAAAGGAAGCGGGAACCGCAGCCAACAUCCCGCCACACAAGGACGAGCCCAAACAGAAUCCCAUCAAGGAAGAGACGAAGCCUGCCAUGGACAACGAUAAGGAAGAACCGGCCAUCCCCAAGGCCAACAACAAUGAUGCGGACGAUGUAGAAGAGAUCCCGAUCGCGGGCAGGACCAAGAUGACAGUACCCAAGAACCGAAACGAUCCGGAGAAAGAGACGUCGGAACAGCCGCAGGAACAGAAGCCGGAGACAGAUGAUCAUGCGGCUGCGGUGGCCGAGCUGAAUGGCAUAUUAAAGCGGGCACCAAUCAUUAUAUUUUCUAAGUCUUACUGCCCAUACAGCGCCAAGGCGAAGUCUAUCCUCUUGGACAAAUACUCAAUUGUUCCUGCACCUUUCGUGGUGGAGCUGGAUAAGCAUGAGUUGGGUCGGCCGCUGCAGGCGUUGCUGGGAGAGAAUACCGGGCGUCGCACUGUCCCGAAUGUGUUGGUCAACGGGAAAAGCAUUGGAGGAGGGGAUGAUGUGACGGCUCUGGACCAAAAGGACGAAUUGGCUUCAACAUUGAGAAGCUUGGGGGGUAAGUGGGUCCAGGAGGUCCAUCGUAAAGAGUGA